Molecule: messenger RNA, 2640 nt
Organism: Oryza brachyantha (malo sina)
Lineage: Eukaryota; Viridiplantae; Streptophyta; Magnoliopsida; Poales; Poaceae
Product: ubiquitin carboxyl-terminal hydrolase MINDY-2
Exons: 12
Coding region: 221-2371 (716 amino acids)
Biological process (GO): protein K48-linked deubiquitination
Cellular component (GO): cytosol; cell periphery
Molecular function (GO): cysteine-type deubiquitinase activity; cysteine-type carboxypeptidase activity; K48-linked deubiquitinase activity
Source: RefSeq, a predicted model, not a curated record
UCUAUUCCCCAUUUCAUUUUUUUUCCUUUUCUUUUUUCGUUACUUUUGUUUCCCCCGUCGUCUGAUCCACGCACGCGCGCCUCCUCCCGCGACGGCGACUUCCCCGCCGCGCCGCCGCCGCCGCCGCCACCACCACCGCCACCUAGGGUUAGGGUUCCGGCGCUGAAGCCUACCCCCUGGGUGAUCGGGGGAGAGAGAGAUCCGUCCGUUUCUCCGGCCCAUGUCGACCGACCAGCCUCACCUCCCGCCGCCCGCGCCCCCGCCCGGCGCUGCGGCGGAUCCCGACCCGGCCCCCGCCCCCGCCCCGCCGCUCGAGCCCCCCGAGGUGAUGCACAAGACGAGGGCCGUCGACUUCCUCGGCCGCCGCACCCCCAUCGUCUACCAGAACGACAACGGGCCGUGCCCUCUCCUCGCCAUCUGUAACGUGAUGCUGCUGAAGAAUGUGAUCAGCUUGAACCCGGACGCGGGCGAGGUGUCGCAGCAGAAGCUGCUCCAGCUCGUCGCGGAGCGCCUCAUUGACUCCAACAGCAAUGUGCAGGACAAGGAUGAGGAGUAUGUGCGCAACCGGGAGCAGAACAUCUCUGAUGCGAUUGACCUUUUGCCGCGCCUCACCACCGGCAUUGAUGUAAAUGUGAUGUUCAGGAAGAUCGAUGACUUUGAGUUCACCCGAGAACGUGCCAUAUUUGACCUUCUGGAUAUCCCACUAUACCAUGGGUGGAUAGUGGAUCCCCAGGAUACUGACACUGCUACUGCCAUUGGAUCAAAGUCUUACAAUGCCCUUGCAUCUGGGCUUGCUGAAUUUAAGUCGGGUGAAUCAACAAAAGAUGAUAAACAUGUACAGGAGGAAGAAACUGUUGACUUUGCUGCUGCAACGACUGCAGCGCUAGGGGUUCCUUCUCCCAGUGUUUCUCGAGGCAGAUCAUUUGAUGAGCAUACAUUUGGUGAUCCAGUCGAGUACAUUAGACGAGGCGAUCGUGAGGAAGAAGAGGAACUAAGGAGAGUCCUUAGUCUAUCAAAAGCUGAAAAUGCUAAUGCUGUUGAUGGAUCUGUUUCCUUUGACACUUCACAGUCUCAUUCAUCCUCCAAUAUGGAGGAAACAGCACACAGUGACAGCUUCCGAUUAGAGGCAGUUGAGAUGAUCGAUUCGACAAAUAAGGACGAACAUGGGAACAGCCAUGCUUUGAGCGAUGGUCCUAUGUUACAGGACAGCACAAAUGCUGCCCCUGUUGUUAAUGAAGUUGUGCCAGAGGAAUCCCAACAGACUUUGACUUCUAACGAAUUAGAAGAUGAUGGGAAAACGAAUAUCUUGCCAGAGCAGCCCAAUAUAACCGCUCAACCUUCAGAAUCUGUUCUUGACUGUUCCUCUAAUGAGUCUUCUGCUCCCAAUCAAGCUGCUGCUUUUGCCCCUGCACUUGGGAAAGUUGAUGAAGAAUCUUGUGAAGAACAAACUCCUGUGCAAAUUCAUGAUCUGGCUUCUGACAUUGAGGUUAGCUCUGAGCUAACAACUGCAACUAGUGAAACUACCCCAAAUAAUGCCACAAAAGAGCUGGAUGUGGAAAAUAGCUAUACUCCUGAGCCUAUCACCUUAAGCAUUCAGGAAAGUGAGCCAAUAUAUCAAGGAGAAGAGCAUGUACUUAGCAGUGGAAAUUUGGCAUAUGAAAAUCAGGAGCCGGUGUAUGAGGGAGAGGUGGUUCUCGCUGAGCAAGCUGACAAGACUGAGAAAAGUAGCGAGUGCAUGCAAGAUGGGGCUGCAGAACAUCAAUGGGAACUGAUAGAUAAUUUCCUUCAGAACACUGCUAGCCAGCUAACUGUCUAUGGUUUAUUUUGUCUACAAGAGGGUCUUAAUGAAAGAGAAUUGUGUGUCUUCUUCCGAAAUAAUCAUUUCAACACAAUGUUCAAGUUAAAUGGAAGCCUAUAUCUCCUAGCAACAGAUCAGGGUUUCUUCAGCCAAAGUGAUUUAGUAUGGCAGAAGUUGGAUGAGGUGAAUGGAGAUGGAGUUUUUCUGACCAGCAAUUUCACUCCAUUUAAGGCCGAAACGCCAAGAAAUGAUUCUUGGAAUGAACAGCAGGCUAUGACAAGUACCGCAGACUUUAUUGCUCAAUUUGACAAUACUACCCUGCAGCACUCGUCUGGAAACUCUGAUCUAGAGCUAGCUAUAGCACUUCAACAACAGGAGUUUGAGCGGCAACAACCUCAACGUCACCAGUCGGCAACACAGCAGCAGGAGCCUUUGCUGCAGCAGCCGCAGCAGACAUCCAGUCAAUCACAUGGCACAGGUCGGCCAGGAUUAGUUGUUGGUCCAACAACAGCAAGGAGGCCACCUGCUCCACCACCGGCGGCAACGAAGAAAGAGAAGUGCAUCGUGAUGUAAAGAUACAUAUCGGAGACGGGACAGGAAAAAGAGAAAAAGAGAAGGGGACAAGGAGCAUCAUAUAUACUAAUACUGUAAAGAAUCUUCUUGUCUACUCUUUAGUGCCGCAGCAACCUGUUGUUUUUUUAGCCACCUUUUUCCCAUUUCCCCAUUUUGAGCGCUCUGCAUUUUGCGUGUUUUUUUCUCUUCUCCUGGUGUAAAUAACCUUUCAGAAAUGUCAUAAAACGUAAAGACAACAGAUGCUGUCAAAUGAUAGCCUUCCGAUUCGA